Marchantia polymorpha subsp. ruderalis is the source of this 2483-nucleotide messenger RNA. NCBI's taxonomy places the organism in Eukaryota, Viridiplantae, Streptophyta, Marchantiopsida, Marchantiales, Marchantiaceae. The record is from the annotation of a GenBank genome assembly.
UGGAGAAUGAUGAGGGAAACCUCCUUCUCAAGAAUCGGACUCCAGUAAUGACUCGUUCUUGACGGAAGCAAGCGUAAGCAGAAGCACUGGUGGGAUCUCUUUUUAUUCUUGUACCAAUGGCUCGCUUGCUCGCUCUAUCGCUGCACCAAUUUUCGUGAUUUGAAAGUGGAGCGCGAGCGCGUAGUGUAAAACGCAGUUUCAUGCCCUUCUCGAGCUUUGGUCGUCGUACUUUGGGAAACUUGUCCUCAAGUUUGACCAGAAUGGUUUCAGAUGUUAUAGAACAGCUUAAGGAGUUAUGGUUAUCAUAGUUGCAUCAGGGCGAUUAGUUUAAACUCUAUUAGCAUCUGGUGAAGGUAAUUGAGAUCUCAUUGGCAUUAAAGCUGCCCCGAAAAGUUGCAGUCCUCUGUCCUCUUCCCCAGCGGCAGUCUGCACUCACAUAAAGGUGCUGCUGAAUAAUGUGCCGCAGUUUGUGGAAGGACAAGCUCCCGUUCCUCCAUCGUUGGUCGGUGAGAGAACCACAUUCACAAGGGAGCAGUAUUGGCAACGCAGGGUGAAUGCGGAUCUGCCAAAAUCACACUAUUCUAUUGGUGAGACACGCUUCGGGCUCGCAUGCAGGAAAGUACACUGGCUCUUAAACUAUCGACUAUGGCGGAAGGGCACGAGCGAAAUAUUGGACUUAUUGAAUGUCUGUAUUAGCAUUUCCUUCCAUUGAUCGGCAGCGAAGGUUUCUGUCAUGAAGUCUGAAAGGGGCUGAACGAGAGGUCGAGAAGGGCCGCGCCGUUAGUACGUGAUGGGCUCUCUGCAUCUUUCCGGUACACGGCGCGGUCAAAUGUUCUGAGGAAAUUGGGUAAGCUGUUGCGAUUGCCACAUCUGCACGAUCAUAUCUGGGGAUUGGAAGGAGCCCGCACGAGGUCCGGUGGAGAAAGGAAGGAGCGGAAAGGUUGGAUACGAGCAAGCGAGGCAGGAGCGUUUAUUUCAUGACUUGGCGUGCUCUUCUGCCACUCUUCAAAGGGACCUUCUUGAGCUGAGCUUGCCCGUCCAAUUCGACAACUUUGCAUCGAACGGGGUCUCGGAAAUUUCGUCACAUUAAAUUCCACACUCAUCUUGCGUAAUUAGUGAUUCCAGCAGCAGAUUCAGACAUGGUUAGCCAAACGGUAAAGGCCGUAGCCUUGGGGCAGGUUCUGUCGUUGCUCGUCACCGGGACCUCGUUUUCUUCGUCGCAGCUUGCACGCUAUGGUAUCAAUGCUCCGAUGACCCAGGUCUUCUUCAACUAUUUACUCAUGUCUGGAGUCUACGGAUCCUACCUCUUGUAUUUGCGAAAGCCCUUGAAGUUUCGCUGGUACCUGUAUCUGCUGUUCGCAGUUAUCGAUGUCCAAGCCAACUACCUCGCAACUAUGGCAUACCAGUAUACGUCCAUCACAAGCGCUAUGUUGUUGGACUGUUGGACUGUCCCGCUGGUUCUAGCGCUCACCUGGCUAUUUCUGAAAACUCAAUACCUUCGGGGCCACUUUGUCGGGGUGUGCAUAUGUGUGCUGGGUCUGGUUCUCGUCGUUUUCUCCGACGUCCAUGCCGACGACAGAGCGUCUGGAGGAAGUAGACCUAUCCUGGGUGACAUUCUCAUGCUCCUUGGGGCAACAGGCUAUGCAAUCAGCAACGUCUAUGAGGAGUUCCUGGUAAAGAAGGUUGACCGACUGGAGCUUUUAGCGAUGAUGGGCGGGUUUGGAGCUAUCACUAGCUUUGUGCAAGUCGUUCUAAUCGAACGGGAAGUUUUGCUGUCGACUCAAUGGACUGUGAAUGCUGUUCUACCAUUCAUAUCGUACUCCGUUUGUCUCUUCUCCUUCUGCACUUUGGUUCCUGCGCUGCUGCAGAUCAGCGGAGCGACUAUGUUCAACUUGUCAAUGUUGACAUCUGAUAUGUAUGCAGUUGCCAUUCGAUGGCUCAUCUAUCAGGAAUCGGUGGACUGGUUGUACUUUGUGGCCUUCGCCACUGUUGCUGUGGGGCUUGCCUGGUACACAAGGAGUGGUGAUGCACCUGCUAUUGCACUGGAGAUCGAAAAGGGCUAUGAAAAGUUGGAGUCAGAUCCACCUGUGGAUAUGAAUUUACCGGAGUCGGUUGCUCCUUAAAGUGCUUGAGCAUGAGUGUCUGUGGACAAAGUGAUUCGGAAAUACGACUCCGGAGCAGACUAUUUUUGAGAUGUUGAUUGAGUCUGCGAUGAUGGUGACUGUUCCAGUGUAUUAAAUCCAGGCAAUGGUUUAGGAAGUGCUCCAGAUUCUUGACGAGAUGGAAAGGCCAGGUCGUUGACUCGAGAAACCUGUGCAUAAUUGUCAUAUAGUACCAUAGUGUACACAAUAGGUUAACGACUCCGCAGGCCCGUAGGAAUCAGAUAAGAUGUCAACAUGUCUACAUAUAUUCAGACGUUGUACACACCUGAUGAGCUUAAAGUGGAAGGAAUGUAUUUGACCGACAUUUAUAAAUUCGCAACC